Molecule: messenger RNA, 1152 nt
Organism: Phaethon lepturus (White-tailed tropicbird)
Lineage: Eukaryota; Metazoa; Chordata; Aves; Phaethontiformes; Phaethontidae
Gene: FANCL
Product: Fanconi anemia, complementation group L
Exons: 14
Coding region: 1-1152 (383 amino acids)
Biological process (GO): interstrand cross-link repair; protein monoubiquitination
Cellular component (GO): Fanconi anaemia nuclear complex; nucleus
Molecular function (GO): ubiquitin protein ligase activity
Source: RefSeq, a predicted model, not a curated record
AUGCACGCGGAAUCGCUCUUCUUUUGGCGGCGCGGUCUCGCUGAUGGCUUGUGGGCUGGAUUCGUUGUGCUGGUAAACGUUAUUUUUGAGGCAGAUUCAGUGUGCCUGCGCUCUUGGCCUAGGGGUAGAGACUUCCAUAUCAGGAUACUGUUACCAACAGACUUUCAGCUGAAAAAUGCAAGGAUAGAGUGUAGCUGGCACCUGAAGAAGAUACUGCAUGGAUAUCGGCCUAUUUUAAAGCAGAGGUUGCACAGCUGUCCAGAUCUCAUCAGUUUUAUGGUGGAGCUGAAAACUAUUUUGGAAAUUGCUUUAAAGAAUACACAAGACCUGCACAUACCACGGCCGCCAGAAUACUACUCCUGUCUUGUCAGAGAUCUAGAAAUAUUGGGUUGGAAUAAAGUCGCAUAUGUGGAUAGUGGUCUUACCACGAUCAAGCUAAAAGCUGAAGACUCUUGUGGUCGACAGCAUCUCAUCACUCUGAAGUUAAAUGCAAAGUAUCCAACAGAACCACCGGAUUGCCUUGUGGAUUUUCCUGUUCAGUUUGCUAUUUCUUGGAUGCCACAGAACUCCUUAAUUGACAUUUAUAACCAGUUCCUGGUGGCAUUAGAAUCGCUGAAAGAAUUCUGGGAUACCAUGGAUGAAAUUGAUGGGAAGACAUGGGUGCUUGAGCCAGAAAAUCCCACCCGGAGCGCUACAGCAAGAAGAAUUGCAAUAGGGAACAACGUCUCUGUGAAUGUAGAGGUAGACCCUCGGCAUCCAAACGUGCUCCCCGAGUGUUAUUUUCUUGGAGCGGAUCAUGUGGUUAACCCUUUGAGAAGUAAGCUGAACAAUGACAUGCACUUAUGGGAUCCAGAAAUCAGUUUACUGCAAAACUUGAAAGACCUCUUAGAAAUUGAUUUUCCAUCCCGUGCUGUGUUAGAGAAAAGUGAUUUUGCUAAGGACUGUGGAAUCUGCUAUGCCUAUCGCCUCGAUGGCACGACCCCAGAUCAAGUGUGCGAUGACCCCCGAUGUGGACAACCUUUUCACCAGGCUUGCCUGUAUGAGUGGCUGCAAGGUCUUGCUUCUAGCAGACAAAGUUUUAAUGUCAUCUUUGGUGAAUGUCCGUAUUGUAAUAAGCCCCUGACACUGAAAUCUUCAGUGAGGAAACUCUGA